Molecule: messenger RNA, 597 nt
Organism: Medioppia subpectinata
Lineage: Eukaryota; Metazoa; Arthropoda; Arachnida; Sarcoptiformes; Oppiidae
Source: the annotation of a GenBank genome assembly
GCGGACAAACAGUGGACGACACCCGACGGGCCCCGGAAUAGCACCAACUGUUGGCCGCAUAGCUCUAUGGCUUUCACCGUAUUUACGAGCAAAUCAUUUGAGGCCAUCACUCCAUACCAUAUGCAAGUACUCAUUCGUAUCGAUCGUACGGAUAGUGCGGUUGUGUUGCCCUUCAAUCAGGUCUACAAUGAGAUCCGCAAACAAAUCAAACACAACAUCACUAAACAUAGCCAUAUGUUUGAGUCGGGCGACGACUGUAUUCAGUGUCCAUUCCAUGGCUGGAGGUUUGGCGGAGACGGACAGUGCAAACGCAUACCCAAUCUCAACGACUCUGAGUUAAAGACAGUGAAAGCUAUUGUAACCAAUUGGCCGACAGUCGAGAAAAAUGAGUUAAUUUAUAUUUGGCAUCACUCGGGAGGGGCCGAUCCCGACCACUACCCCGAAGAUUUUCUUGCUAAUUGUGUCCUGUAUAUUGUUAUGACACUGGAAGACAAGUAUCGCACAGUUGCGGUGCGGAACAGCUGGGGAGAAGUUCAGAGCGGGAACAUCUCGCGGCCAACGGUUGUGGACUUGUUCUCAGUGAACAAAAGACGAUGA